This is a messenger RNA of Purpureocillium lilacinum, 1497 nucleotides long. RefSeq names its product phosphatidylinositol N-acetylglucosaminyltransferase gpi3 subunit. Gene Ontology annotation, biological process: GPI anchor biosynthetic process. The record is from RefSeq and is a predicted model, not a curated record. Gene Ontology annotation, molecular function: phosphatidylinositol N-acetylglucosaminyltransferase activity. Lineage: Eukaryota; Fungi; Ascomycota; Sordariomycetes; Hypocreales; Ophiocordycipitaceae. Gene Ontology annotation, cellular component: glycosylphosphatidylinositol-N-acetylglucosaminyltransferase (GPI-GnT) complex.
AUGGCGCGCCGCACGUACAACAUCGCCAUGGUCAGCGACUUCUUCUUCCCGCAGCCGGGGGGCGUCGAGUCGCACAUCUACCAGCUCUCGAGCAAGCUCAUCGACCGCGGGCACAAGGUCAUCAUCAUCACGCACGCGCACGGCGACCGCAAGGGCGUGCGCUACCUCACCAACGGCCUCAAGGUCUACCACGUGCCCUUCCUCGUCAUCUACCGCCACACCACCUUCCCCACCGUCUUCUCCUUCUUCCCCAUGCUGAGGUACAUCUGCAUCCGCGAGCGCAUCGAGAUUGUCCACGGCCAUGGGAGCCUCAGUAGUCUGUGCCACGAGGGCAUCCUGCACGCCCGCACCAUGGGCCUGCGUACCGUCUUUACGGAUCAUUCGCUCUUUGGGUUUGCAGACGCGGCGAGCAUCUUGACCAACAAGCUGCUCAAGUUUACGCUCAGCGACGUGGACCACAGCAUAUGCGUGAGCCACACAUGUAAAGAGAAUACUGUACUUAGAGCCUCGCUCGACCCCCUCAUGGUCUCCGUCAUCCCCAACGCCAUCGUCGCGGAGAGCUUCCGUCCGCGCGACUACCCAUCCUCUCCCAUCUCCAGCACCGGCGCCGUCACCUUCGCCCCCGAGACGUCGCCUAACCGCCUCGGCCCCAACGACAUGAUCACCAUCGUCGUCAUUUCGCGCCUCUUCUACAACAAGGGCACCGACCUGCUCACCGCCGCCAUCCCGCGCAUCCUCGAGGACCACCCCAACACGCGCUUCAUCAUCGCCGGGUCGGGCCCCAAGGCCAUCGACCUCGAGCAGAUGAUCGAGACCAACGUCCUCCAGGACCGCGUCGAGAUGCUCGGCCCCAUUCGCCACGAGGACGUGCGCGACGUCAUGAUCCGCGGCCACAUCUACCUCCACCCCUCCCUCACCGAGGCCUUCGGCACCGUCAUAGUAGAGGCGGCCAGCUGCGGCCUCUACGUCGUCUGCACCCAGGUCGGCGGCAUCCCCGAGGUCCUGCCCUCCCACAUGACCACCUUCGCCAAGCCCGAGGAGGACGACCUCGUCCUCGCCACCGGCAAGGCCAUCACCGCCGUCCGCGCCGGCAAGGUCCGCACCGACAAGUUCCACGACCAGGUCCGCAAGAUGUACUCGUGGGCCAACGUCGCCCUCCGCACCGAGCGCGUCUACGACGGCAUCUCGGGCGCCAUCCCCGAGGAGGACUUUUACGGCUUCGACACGAGCGGCUACAACGGCAGCCGCGUCCGCGACUUUGCCCUCAUAGACCGCCUCAAGCGCUACUACGGCUGCGGCAUAUGGGCCGGCAAGCUGUUUUGCCUGUGCGUCGUCAUCGACUACCUCUUCUUCCUCUUCCUCGAGUGGUGGUUCCCCCGCGAGAACAUCGACAUAUGCCCGGACUGGCCGCGCAAAACGCUCGACGCCAACGGCAAGAAGGCCACCGCCGCGAGCAACAGGUCCAGCGGCUCGCACGGCGCGGCCAAGCUGGACUGA